CCAGCCCUUGUUAGUAACAAGAAAUCCCUGUUGGGGGUCUACCAGUUAAUGCGGACCUCAACAUCCGCUCCCAUUCACGCAUUAGCCACAUCUCCCAAAGAGAAGCAUCAUGCGCCACACAGCCGCACGCUCGAAAAUUACGUGAACCCGAUUUGAACAUAUCGAUGGCGUCAAAGGUCUUAAAGUCGUUCAAAUGAUCUAUCUUCCUGGUAGACAACUGAAAUACAGCCACCAUGGGCAUUCCAGGCGAAGAAAGUAAUCUUUUCAACCGACUCCAUGUCGAAGACUCGAAUCUCCACCAAGACAGGUACCAGAAGCAGCUUGAGGCACUUGAAGCAGACAAGCAGCGGAUUCUCUACGAGCAGCAUGGGAAAUAUAUCGAGGAGCUUCUCCAUACGAGCGCUACACGCAACGUGAAUAUCCCACAGGUGUCGAUUCCCAAUUCGGGCGCUUUCCGGGCAUCGUUCUUGGAGGAGCAGUUGAAGCCGUUGACGGAAGAUUUCCACACGGUAGCGUCACUUAUGGCGGGGAUUGACAAGGUGGGAAAGUCAUUUUCCCAGCUCGGCGUCGUGGACCACUUGCACUUUGAACUCCAUCAGGCGCCGUCGUCCAAUCCAUACGACCGGUCGGCAGACGUGUUCCCGGUGAUCCAUUUGCAGCCAGUUAAAAAGUUUUUCGCCAAGACCGGGACCAGUAUCGGGAACGGGGAGGGAGACUCGUACAUCACACUCCAAUACAAAAACAUGUUCGGUGGGGCAGAGAACUUGGUCGUGGAUGCAUCCACCGGCACACGUACGCGCGCGGCGUACCUCGUCAACUUCAACAUGCCUGUGAUGAACCGUGCGAACGUCAAGUUCGAGAAUUUGGUCCAGGUGAACUCUCAGAAGACAGAAGUGGCGGGGUACGAGACGGUUUUACGGGGCACAUCGCAAAAGAUGUUCUUCGCCCACCCGCUAUGCGAGCUUCUCCAGCACGAGGUGUCCGUGGAGAACUACUGGCGUACCAUCCGCAACGUCACUAGCUUGUCUGAGCAAGUAAUGGCGCAGCUGGGCGACGACUUGCGAAGCUCCGUGGUCUAUGCAUGCAAGCUAGACACCCGCGAUGACCCCCAUUUGCCCACCAAGGGAACCUACUGGCGCUGGGGUACCGAGUAUUCCGGUUUGUUUCCCUCUGUGAACAAGUACCGCUUUGUAAAGACGGCUACCGAGUUUCAGACCGGUUAUCGCAUCAAUCCCUUUGUAUCUGCCACCCUCACGGGGAAGCUCGGACUCUUGGUUCCGCUUGGCCAAACCACAUCUUGCAUCCUUGACCGCUUCUACAUCGGCGGUGCCAACGACGUGCGCGGCUUCAACGUGCUGGGGCUUGGACCUAAACAGAACCAGACGGCUGUAGGUGGUGAUAUGUUCCUCAGUGGUGGGCUUAGUGUGUUCUCUCAUAUCCCGCGCACCGCGAUGGAUUCGAACUUUAAGUUCCAGCACUUCCUCAACUGGGGCAAGGCCGUUCCGCUUGAUAAGAGCUCGAGCUGGCAACAAAACGUGCGCGCAUUCGCGACCCCAAGCGUUUCCGCCGGGGUGGGGCUUGUCUUUAACCAUCCCAUGGCGCGUUUUGAGGCGAAUUUUGUCGUACCGUUGCAGGUUUCGCGUGGUGAUUCUGUGCGAAAGGGCUUCCAGUUUGGCAUUGGAAUGAGCUACAUGUAAUAUGGCUGUGUAUGUUGGAUGGGAAAAUGGUUAUAGAAAUAACAAGCUUGAUACAAUCUGAUCGACGUACAAUCCUUGUAUAGUGUACGGCGUGGUGCUAGAUACCUUGGUUCGCCACUGAGAGAAAUUAUUGGCGUCUGUUCUGUUUUAGUGCAAAUGUAUACUUAAGAGUGUGGGGUUUAGGCUUCAUACUUUUCGUCUCAUAUUUUAAUAUUUUGUUCAAUCAUUCGACAAAUGCUAUUCAAAGUAG
Messenger RNA from Babjeviella inositovora NRRL Y-12698, 1947 nucleotides. It is a transcript of the gene SAM50, whose product is annotated as SAM complex subunit. The transcript is spliced from 2 exons. Gene Ontology annotation, biological process: protein insertion into mitochondrial outer membrane. The coding region runs from base 234 to 1697 and encodes 487 amino acids. Gene Ontology annotation, cellular component: outer membrane; SAM complex. Lineage: Eukaryota; Fungi; Ascomycota; Pichiomycetes; Serinales. The record is from RefSeq and is a predicted model, not a curated record.